AUGGGAAGAGCCGGGCAAAGAGCUCUGACUCUGAGGCUACAGGUACUGGUCCCCUUCCUGGUGUCUUUGUUCGGUUGCGCAUUUUCUGAGCAGAUCCUCUACUCCAUUCCAGAGGAGACGGAGAAAGGGUCGGUGGUGGGGAACCUCGCCAAGGAUCUGGGACUACAGGUCCGGGACUUGCCGGUUAGGAAGCUGAGGGUUAGCGCAGACAGGGAAUACUUUAGCAUCAGCUCCGAGACCGGGGAAUUGCGGGUCAACGGCAGAAUAGACCGAGAGGAAAUAUGUGGAAGGAAGCCCGUGUGCUCGCUUGAUUUCGAAACAGUUGCCGAAAAUCCACUAAAUAUUUUCCAUGUAACUGUGGUCGUGCUCGAUAUUAACGACAAUGCCCCGUUAUUCAAACGGUCGUAUGCAGAUUUAAAGAUCUCAGAAUCCAUUCAAGUAGGCUCGUCUUUUCCUCUGGAUCCCGCUGUGGAUUCAGAUGUUGGGAUUAAUUCUCUGCAAACAUACUACCUUGAACAAAACAGUUACUUCGAUCUAACGGUGAAACAGAGUCCAGAUGGCAAUAAAUACCCUGAGUUGAUACUGAAAAAAUCUCUGGAUAGGGAACAGCAGAGUUCACAUCAAUUGGUCUUGAUAGCCUUGGACGGUGGGCAGCCAGCCCGAAAUGGCACCGUUCAGAUCAGAGUCAAUGUUGUGGAUGCCAACGAUAAUGCCCCAGUAUUCAGCCAGCAGGUCUACAGAGUCAGUAUGCGGGAGAACCUGGCCCCAGGAUCCUCUGUACUGCGUGUGACGGCCACCGACCAGGAUGAGGGAAUCAAUGCAGAAAUUACCUUCUCCUUCCAAAACGUAGACGAAGAUGUGAAAUUUUUAUUCUACUUGCAUCAAAAGACAGGAGAAAUCACGACUAAGGAUAUUCUGGACUUCGAGAUUGCUAAUAGCUAUACCCUAAAUAUAGAAGCCAAAGAUUUUGGAGAUUUAGCAUCACACUGCAAAAUCCACGUAGAAAUUCUCGAUGAAAAUGACUGUGCUCCUGAAAUGACUUUGGCAUCUGUGUUCAGUCCAGUUCCAGAGAAUUCUGAGCCUGGCACUGUCAUUGCACUUCUGAAAAUCCGUGACAGAGAUUCAGGAGAAAAUGGGAAGGUUAUGUGUUAUCUUCAAGGAAAUAUUCCCUUCAAGUUAGAAUCCCCUUCCAGGAAUUACUACAAACUGCUGACAGACGGAUCUCUGGACCGUGAGCAGACCUCGGAGUAUAACAUCACUGUGACUGCUACUGAUAAAGGAAACCCCCCUCUAUCCACCAGUAAGACCUUCCUCCUGUUCAUUGGGGACGUUAAUGACAAUGCCCCUGUCUUCCUGCAAACUUCCUAUGUGGCUUAUGUUCCUGAGAAUAAUCCCUCGGGUACAUCUAUUUCCUGUGUCUCUGCAGUUGACUCAGACCUGGAGCAGAAUGGCAGAGUGUCUUACUCUAUCAUCUCAAGCGAUCUCCCUACCCUGCCUCUGUCCUCCUAUGUUUCUGUCAAUGGCCACAAAGGAGACAUCUUUGCGCAGCGCUCCUUCGACUAUGAGCAGGUCCGCUCCUUUGAGCUGAUUCUUCAGGCCUGUGAUGGGGGCUCCCCUGCCCUCAGUGCCAAUGUUUCAGUUCGAGUGUUCAUAGUGGAUCAAAAUGACAAUGCCCCUAUUAUCCUCUAUCCGACCUUGGGGGCUGAAGGUUUAGCCCUCUUCGACAUGGUCCCUCGUUCUGCAAAGCCUGGCUACCUGGUCACCAAGGUGGUGGCAGUAGACACAGACUCGGGACACAAUGCCUGGCUGGCCUACCACGUAUUGCAAGCCACGGAACCAGAGCUCUUCAGCCUGGGGCUGCGUACAGGAGAGGUCAGGACAACCCAGGCCUUGGCUGACAAAGAUGUAGCCAAGCACUGCCUGCUGGUCUCUGUGCAGGACGGUGGACAGCCCCCUUUGUCGUCGACUGUGACUCUGCACUUGGUCUUUGCAGAUAGCUUGCAGGAGGCGAUGCCAAAGAUGAUGGAGGAGAGCUCCGAGAUUCCUGACGCUCAAUCUGAGCUCCAGUUUUAUUUGGUAGUAGCUUUGGCCCUAAUCUCAGUGUUGUUCCUUACCACAGUGACACUGGCCAUUGCCCUUCGCUUAGGAAGGUCUUCAAAUUCGCCUAUAUUCAGGUGUUUCUCUGUGGAUUUUUGCUCUAAGACCGGACCCGUCAUUCCCCCAAACUACAGUGAAGGAACUUUACCAUAUUCUUAUAAUCUGUGUGUGGCCUCUCAAGGGGGAAAGAUGGAAUAUAAUUUUCUCAAACUGACUGGGGAAAUGUUGCCCCCACAGGAUUUCCUCUUUAAUGAUGCUUCCGGAAUCCUGAAUAAAAGUAAUGGGGAACUUCAGGUCACCUCUGACACAGUCACUCCUUCUCACGUAAGUUUUGCAAUCAUCUCUUCAUUUUUUUUUGUAAUGUCUUCAUUGUGUGCUAGUUCAUAA
Messenger RNA from Trichosurus vulpecula (common brushtail), 2484 nucleotides. Its product is annotated as protocadherin gamma-B2-like. Bases 1 to 2484 code for a protein of 827 amino acids. Lineage: Eukaryota; Metazoa; Chordata; Mammalia; Diprotodontia; Phalangeridae. Gene Ontology annotation, biological process: homophilic cell-cell adhesion. Gene Ontology annotation, cellular component: plasma membrane. The record is from RefSeq and is a predicted model, not a curated record. The transcript has a single exon. Gene Ontology annotation, molecular function: calcium ion binding.